GAUUUAACUUCCUUGUCUUAGCUUUUGUGUUACAAACGGCAGACACGCGCACGAGAAUCAGUUCUGAAUAAAGAUUCGUUUAGGAGUCGAACGUGAGUAGUCCAUGGAUUUGAUUCAGUGCACAGGUGUGUGGGCAGGACCAAACUAACCAGACACAGGUGCUACUGAUGCGAAAGGGAGAGGUCGAGUCGUAAAGGUGGUCGGAUGCCGGUAACAUGUCAACUGCGUUUCUUGUUUUAUGUUCACUGUGACAAUCAUCAGUUUACGCCGUAAGCGUCGAUUUAACGGCUUGCGGCUGAACCUGAUAUCAAUGGGAAUGCAAUUUUAAAGACUUUUCUUCAGAAGUGAAUCUGGAUGUGCGGAUCAUGGCUGUAAAACAACAAAUGUGCAAACAUUAAUCUCCGGGGUCAAUUUUCUCAUUACUUUCUGCAGAAACAAGCAUCCUUUCAUUUUCCCCAAGGUUAAGGAUUUGGAUUUGCUGUAAAAUGAGAGUAAAGUAUUCAAAGUUACUUAUUUUAGCGUUAGCUAGCACCCUUUGCCUUGUCGUCAUCUAUUCAACACUGAAGGAUGGCGUGCACCCUCAAAGAGACCUGAUCGAAAUUCAAUCGAUCACAACGGACACCAAUAGAAAACCCACGACUACUAAAGUGAAACCCAUCAUUAAAAAGAAAAGCAAAAAUGACACACCGCUUGAGCUUCCGCUGCUCACUAUUUCUGAGGAUUUCAUGAAGUAUAUUCCAAAAAAUGGAGCCUACUGGAACAGAAAACUUCAUUCUCUCCUCAGGCAGUUUGAUGUUGCCGAAAAUCAAACGCGUGAGGACCCACGUCACUGGUUUCAAUGUAAGCCUGAGAGUUUUGAGUUAUUGCAAACUAACAUUCAAGAUAUUCAGUCAUACCCCCCACUCUAUAAAGACUUUCUAAAAGGCAUGGAAUGUCGAGAUCCACCCGUUGUUAUUGACCAGCCCACAAAGUGUGAGUCUGGGAAUGAAGCGGAGCAGGUUUUCCUUUUGUUUGCAAUUAAAUCCACCUUUAACCACUUCGAGAGACGUCAGGCUGUUCGAGAGACCUGGGGAAGGGAAGGCUCGUAUGACAAUGGAGUGCAGGUGCGAACGGUCUUUCUGCUCGGCCGAUCAUUACAGGAUGAUCCCAAUCUCGACCAACUGAUUUCACUGGAAGCUCAACAGUUUCGAGACCUUAUCGUCUGGGAUUUUGAAGACUCCUUUUAUAACCUGACACUAAAAGAACAUGUGUUCUUCAAAUGGAUGCUUGAUAAUUGUCCUCAAGCGUCUUUCGUGUUUAAGGGUGAUGAUGAUGUUUUUGCCAAUACUCAAGCAAUACUGAAUCAUUUGCAUUCUUUAGAACCUGCGCAGGCAUCAUCAUUGUACACAGGGCAGAUUAUUUUCGAUGCCGCUCCUUUACGUGACCAGAAAAUCAAAUAUUAUGUACCUCAGACUUUUUAUGAGGGUCCUUACCCUCCUUAUGCCGGUGGUGGUGGCUUUCUCUUUUCUGGACACCUUCUCCCAAAUCUUUACCAUGUUUCCUUCUACAUACCCUUUUUCCCUAUUGAUGAUGUCUACACGGGAAUGUGCUUUAAAGCACUUGGAAUCAAUCCAGUCAAACACAGUGGUUUUCAGACGUUUGACAUUCGGGAACAAGAUCGAGAGAAUGCGUGUGUACACAAUGACCUGCUCCUGGUGCACCAGCGUACCCCACAGCAGACCAUGAGACUGUGGAGGAACAUGCAUAGCUCCAUGUUAACCUGCUAAAAAACACAUGAAUUAUUCACAUGAAUAAUAAUAUUAUGUUGAGCCAUUACUGUAUGCUUCCUGAAACUAUAAAACUUGUUUUGAAUGAGAAAAAGCUCUGUAAUGGUUUGAUUUUUGGACAAAAUGAGGAUAUUUAUGACACAAUCUCCUAUUCCAAACAUGAAAAAAAUCUUGAAAAUACAUAUCAUUGGAAAGCUCUUAGGUAGUUUUAAUUAUAUUAAAGCAAUUUAAUGAUAGAAAUGAUGUGGUGACAGUCUUGUUAAAUGUCGCUAAACCCACAUAAAUGCGUUGUAAUUGAUUAUAUAUCAAUAUUUGUCAUAUAUUCAUAACACUAAUAUUCCAUUAUAAAUCUUGACAAACUAUAUAUCACUGAAAAGCUUAAGAGUAUAGUUUUCAUAAUUCAAAAUAUUUCACACUUAUUAUAAUGAAGUGACACUAAUGUAUCAAUUUUGGACUAUUUUAAGGGCCCAAGCUCUUUAGGUGCCCCCAGAAGUCAUUUUAUAUUAAUAACAGCAGUAAUAGUAGUAAUGUUAUAAAAUUUAAAAUGUAUCUUCCAAAGAGUUAUCAAUAAAGCACAAUUAUGGCUCGGUACAAUCACAGUACAUUUCCGGCAAUACCUGCAUGCGUCCAGCCGUAUGUAGCCUCAAGACUAGAGUCAGUCAGGAUAUCAGAAACUAAAAUGGAGGCUACAAAGGUCAGAGAGAGAGAGAAGAUGGGCUGACAAUUACUCAACCAGUAUUUUUUAUAAGAAAGGUGUGCGUAUAUUAAUUUAUUCACUGAGCUUUCUUUUGCCGUAAUAUUCAUUUCAGUAGCCAACUGCUACCUAAAGGUCAAUUCAAUAGGUUUCGCAUAGGUUAUCACCACUGAAAAUGAGAUGAAUGUAAUUUUUGUCCAGAUAUAGAUCUUGAAUUUGUAGACACUUGGCAGUAUUCUCCUGUUAGCAAACUGUGCUAGCGGACUUUUUGCUAACUACCAUCGUGUAUGCUAGCGGCCUCAUACACAUGCAAGUCUCGCUCGUCGCUCCCACCUGCUCUUUCAUGGGAAGUUUUCCUAACCGUUCUCUCAGUUGCCUGUGAAAACCAAACUAAAGUCUUAAAUCUAUUAAAAAUAAAGAUAAAGAGCUUCAUGGUUUGAUUUCAAGCCUUUAUUUCACUAUGAUUUCAAUCUUACUCAGUCAAUAUUAGACAUAUCAAGUAUAUAUUUAUACAGAAUGUUCUUUGCAUUAUGUAGGAUGAUUUUGGGUAGAAAACAAUAAACCACAAAUAAAUUCUUCAGCUGGGUUUUCACAGUUGUGAGUGGAUAUCUGUAAAGAGAAAUCCAUUGAAUGGUUAAAAAGCAUGCAAGACAAAUCCCUACAACUGACAAAGGUGGACUUGGCACACAUUUAUGAGUUUGGCUCAAUCAUGAAUUAGGGGUUAUGCAUGUGUAUUUAUAUAUACAUAAUUAUUAUCUACAAUACACACACAGAUCAACAAAAACUUUUUGAUUCUGCAAAGAUUAGUUGCGACUAAUAAUUAUGCAGCCAUAUCUUGAAUACACACAUGGAUUUAAUUGCGACAGAAUCAGUCUAACAGAAUCUAACACAGAAAUUUGGAAUUGAUCCAGAUAGGACGAGGACUCUGGAAGAGUGCAAAGUUUUGAAUGACGCUGAGUUUAUUGCAAAAUCAAGAUUUGCAUGAUCUUGUAACUUAAGGAGGAACUGGGCCUUAACAGAACAUUUUAUAUAUUUUUAUUUUUUAGUUGAAGAAAGGGUAACCUUUUUUCAAAUGGUGAUGGUGUUUAAAAUUUUAAAGAAAAAUGUUCCAUCUAAGAGAUGUUCAUUGUCAUUCAGGGCAAGUAGCAAUUAUAUUUUUCCUUUAAAGGUUUAAAAUGUAAUGGGUAAGAAUUCAUUUUAUUUACUAGUGUGGUAGCUUGGAAUAAAUUAUCUAGUCAGAUAAAGCAGAUAAAGUUACAAGAAAAAAAGCAUUUUUAGAAGGGUAGUUUAAAGUUGGUUUUAGGUGUUGUAUAAGUUGCUGGAUCGGAUGUGAGUGCCCCCAGUAAUGAUUUUUUUAUUUAUUUAUUUUUAUUUCAAAGACCACAAUAGAAAUGUUUUUUUGUGUGUGUGUGUAUAUAAGUGGUCUCCAAAAAUGGUGCCCACGCGCACCAGGUUGGCCGCACAGAGUCUGUGAGGUGCCCAUCAAAGCACAUUCUAUUAAUAGUCUCAAUUGUAAUGUUUAUUUAUUGCAUAUUUUUUUAUAUUAGCUUGACUUUUAUGUAUGUUAACAUUUUAAAAACAUGAUGAAAAUAUCAACAAAUAAAAUAAACAAUUAAAACAAAAUACUUUUUGAGUAGAUAAAUAUCAAAACGUAGUGCUUCAGAUAGGUUUAUCCAUUGUGGUAGCCCUUGCUCACAAAACGGCAGGAGACCCAUUGUGUGUAUGAAUCCUUUUUUCUGGGCAUGUUUGUAUUUAAAAUUGUGUCAAAAAAAAAACGGGGACUUGAAAGAAAAGUCAAAUGUCAAUUAUAUUGUUAAAGACGUGACAGAAAUGUUGCAUCUAAAUCCAUUAUUGCAGUGUACUGACCUACAUUUAAAAAAGAAAUUGAGAUUGUCUGUCAUUUAAUUUAAAUAAACAACACAAGUCAAUUACAGAAAUUUAA
Molecule: messenger RNA, 4402 nt
Organism: Paramisgurnus dabryanus
Lineage: Eukaryota; Metazoa; Chordata; Actinopteri; Cypriniformes; Cobitidae
Gene: b3gnt2l
Product: UDP-GlcNAc:betaGal beta-1,3-N-acetylglucosaminyltransferase 2, like
Biological process (GO): poly-N-acetyllactosamine biosynthetic process; protein O-linked glycosylation
Cellular component (GO): Golgi membrane
Molecular function (GO): protein N-acetylglucosaminyltransferase activity
Source: RefSeq, a predicted model, not a curated record